GUCGCGAGCAUGAUCGAGCAGUACUGGCGGAAUACUAUUUGAGGUUCGCGGCUGUUCGUGACAUCGGGGAAGUGAAUUUUUUGGCACGUUGUGUGAGGCCGAAUGACAGAAUGACGAGGAACGUUGAUUCGCUCGCAGUCUAACGAUGCCCGUCGCGGAGAGGACGUCGCUGUAAAAAGGGACCGCAGUCAUGUGCGACAAUAUACAGGGCAAUCCGUUCGCCGGAUUGUUCUCCACGGAUAACGAUGCUGUCUCAUUCUCCUCGCAGCAUCAUGCGAUUGACAACGAGGCCAACGACGCGAGUUACGCGGAACGAUCGUCGGACGCGAUUAAGGACGAGGAGCCUCGCGAUCCCGCGAACGCAACGGAGUCCGCGAGUUUCGACGACGACAAGGUCGAUCGACUGAUGGCACAUGUGUUCGGUUUAACGUUGCAUCGCGACGGUGACAGCCGCGCGCAAGAAUCUCUCGUGUUUAUUGAUACCGACUCGAUGGAACACGCCGUCUUCGAGCGUCUGAUGCUGCCAAAUCCUAAACCUAACAAGGCGCAAGACGUCGAUAGCCAUGUCGUUCAGACGCAGGUUAUAACCUACCUGUACGAGUGCUACUGUCGUUUAAAGCGUUACCGUGUAAACGGUGAUCUCGAAGACACCGUGAGAAACGCUUGUCAAAUUGUACUUCGAAAUGCCAACACAGCUUUACAGGAGCCAGAUUUGUUUCAGUAUCAGGAGGUUCACAAUCAAUUCGUUGCUUUAUUUAUGGAUGACGUUACGUCAAAGUCAGAAUUAUCGUCGUUUGUUAGUGGCAUAGUGGAAGAAUUAAUAGCAGUGAAUGGAGAGAGCGAUGUAGAGGAUGUAAUUGCCAGGUCAUUCUCACCUGUCCUCGAUAUCGUUCAUAAGGAAGCGGUUCAGAGCAACCUUUUUACGUUCCGCCAACAGUGGUUCGCCCUAUUGAAUACAUUUUCCACUAUUGAGCCACUGGCUAAAUUAAUAAUUCGUCAUAGUACGCCGAAGAAUAAUCAGGGGUGCACAUAUUCUGACACAUUAUUGGGCGCAUUCUUCAGUAUAAGCUGUCUACCAAAAACAGCUAAGGAUCCGUAUGAUUUUUUUGAUAAACCUCUCUUACAGCCAAAUACAGUCAUGGAGAGUACCAUAUGGAUAGCCAUGGACAGCCUGAGCGAAGCUCUAUACAAAAUUUUCCAUUCCCUGUUGAAAUGUUCGACGGAGCUUCGUCACUUGACUUUGCAAUGGUUGGGUAAUUGCCUACAUGCGAAUGCAAAUAGAGGAAAACUGUGGAACUCUCAAAUGGAUAUGGGACUGCUGGGAGUGUUGUGCGUGUCGGAUGGUUUUAUGCUGAAUGUGGGCAAUGUAUUGCUGCGCCUUUGUCAACCAUUUUGUGCUAAAUUGAACGACGCCAAAGUACCAAAGAUAGAUCCUACCUAUUGUAUCGCAAAGGCAGAGGAUGAAACCGAGAGUCUGCAACGUGGUAUACAUAUGAAAGGAUUGAAUUCAGAGACAUGUUUAGUACCAACUCCAGAGGACGGAUGCCGACCAAUAUCAAAUUCGUUCGGAUUCAUAACAGAAUGCUUUUUCCUGACACAUCGUGCAUUAGAUCUUGGUUACAGAGUUAUCCUGGACAAAUUUUUGAAAACAAAUCAAGAUUUGGCUAGGAUACAAAGAGCUUACAACGAUGCUCGAACCGGGGGCAGUUCGGAGGUGCUGGAGCUCAUAACACAACGAAUGGAGAGCGAAAUGAUAAAGUACCUAUCUCUCAAAGCGAGUCUAUUAGUGCCGGAAAUGUUGGGUCACUUGGCGAAAUUUCACGCAAUGACGGCGUUUUGGUUAGUUCAAGUCAAUUUACACAUUGUCGAGAGCACACAACAUAUUGUACCGGAGCAAUAUAUACCUGUUACAUUCCCGUUACCAGAAACUGUUCCAACUACGUUAAGAUGCAUUCCUGAGUUCGUAGUAGAGAACACCAUUGGAUUUUUGUGUUUUUUACGUCGCUUAAGUCCAAACACGUUCGAGGAACAGGGCCCGAGUUUUUUAAAUCCGAUCUUGACGGAGAUUAUAGUUUUGAUGGAGUCUCCGCAUCGUCUUUACAAUCCGCAUCUGCGCGCGCGUUUAGCCGAGAGUCUGGAGGCACUUUUGCCGACGGUGGACGAGAACGCUGCGCCAGCGACACCAAACUUAGGAACAUUCCAUAGGGAACAGCUAUUUCUCACUCAUCCGCACAGGGAGCAGAUAAUUGUCAACUUGCUGCACGUAUUUGUAAGUAUUGAGAUGACUGGGCAAAGUGUACAGUUUGAACAAAAGUUCAACUAUCGUCGUCCAAUGUACAUUGUUAUGGAUUAUUUAUGGAAACUCGCCGAGCAUCGUAAUAUUUUUGUUACUCUAGCUGAAGAAGCGGAGGGUAAUAUGGAAGCGGUUCAGCCACCUCUGUUUCUACGUUUUAUUAAUCUGUUGAUGAACGAUGCUGUGUUUCUCUUGGACGAAGCCUUAUCAAAUAUGGCACAGUUGAAACAAAUGCUUCAAGCCAGGGAAAGCGGAGAAUGGAAUAAACUGCCACCAAAUGAACGCGAGCAACAGGCAGCGUAUCUUCAGCAUAUUGGUAUGAUUGCUCGCUUCGAUAACAUUCUGGGUAGAAAAACUAUACAGACGAUAAAAAUGUUAACUACCGAAAUCAAGUCAAUCUUUUGCCAUCCAACGAUGGUGGACCGUAUUGCUUCCAUGCUCAAUUAUUUAUUACUGCAGUUGGUAGGACCGAAUAAAAAAAAUCUGAAGGUGAACGAUCAAAAGGAAUAUGCAUUCAACCCUGCAAAUUUGGUAUUAAAUAUAUGUGAGAUCUACAUUAAUUUAAGUAAAAAUGAAAGCUUUACACUUGCCGUGUCUCAAGACGGACGUUCUUACAGUCCAGAACUAUUUAAACUUGCGGACAACGUGCUCGUUCGUAUUGGUGGCGUGGGAAUCUUGGGAGAUCUGGAUCAAUUUGCAAAAAAUGUGGAAGAGGCCGCGAAUCAAAAGCGAGAGGAAGAUGAGAUUUUGACAGGCGUUCCCGACGAAUUUCUAGACCCGAUUAUGUCAACUGUCAUGACGGAUCCUGUUAUUUUGCCGUCGUCGAAAACAACUAUAGAUCGUCAAACUAUAGCAAGGCAUUUGCUAAGUGAUCAAACUGAUCCUUUUAAUCGAUCUCCACUUACAAUGGAUAUGGUAAAAUCGAAUGUCGAACUUCGAGAAAAGAUACAAGAGUGGAUUUCACAGAAAAAACUGGAGAAAUUGUUAACGACUGAUACAUAAUUUAUCGUCAAUUGUAUCACAAUUGGAAUAGUGUUGAAAUUUAUAUACGCAAUUUGUAAGACAAAUUGUAAAAUGUAAGUCAUCAAAAGUGCACAUAGAUGAUAACCUUACGGUUGCUGAAAAGAGUUCGGAUUUAUGAUAAUCAGUAUUUCUGUGAAAUGAAAAAUACGUAAAUAUUUCAUCGUUUUUAGUGUUUUAUUAUAUUGUUUCAUCGAGAUUUUACCAUUCGUUGAUGUUCGAUUUACCCAAUAAAAAUAGACAAAUAAAUAAAAAGCAAUUUUGUAUACAGACUUUGUAAUGUAAUUAUGUACAGGGUUAUAAACAAGUAUAUAGAAUUACAUCUAUAAUAAUUAUUGAUUGAUAAAAUGUUAUAUACAUAGAUGGCACAUGAUUUUAGAAAAUCACUGUAUCAAAAAGAUAAUUGUAUAUGUAAUGUGUAGAAUAAAGUGUGUUAUUUAUGAAA
This is a messenger RNA of Wasmannia auropunctata (little fire ant), 3758 nucleotides long. RefSeq names its product ubiquitin conjugation factor E4 A (gene Ube4A). The record is from RefSeq and is a predicted model, not a curated record. The transcript is spliced from 14 exons. NCBI's taxonomy places the organism in Eukaryota, Metazoa, Arthropoda, Insecta, Hymenoptera, Formicidae. The coding region runs from base 191 to 3295 and encodes 1034 amino acids. Gene Ontology annotation, molecular function: ubiquitin-ubiquitin ligase activity. Gene Ontology annotation, biological process: protein polyubiquitination. Gene Ontology annotation, cellular component: ubiquitin ligase complex; nucleus; cytoplasm.